Messenger RNA from Exophiala mesophila, 2043 nucleotides. RefSeq lists its product as uncharacterized. The record is from RefSeq and is a predicted model, not a curated record. NCBI's taxonomy places the organism in Eukaryota, Fungi, Ascomycota, Eurotiomycetes, Chaetothyriales, Herpotrichiellaceae. The transcript has a single exon. Bases 399 to 1229 code for a protein of 276 amino acids.
CAAAACUCGGGCACUUUCAGGUACCCGUCAUCUCAAUCCCAACCAAUGUCACCGCCGCCAACGAUUGCAUUUUUCUGUCCAAGUCGGCAAUCUAACCUGAUCAGUUGCGUCUAAAUUGUACUUUUUGUCCAGGACUGCGAGUCCGACUUGGACGUGUCCUGUCCUUUCACUCCAUUUUGUCAUCAUCCUGCAGACCUGUCACCUGCACGACCCUCUGUGCCAUUUCAUUCUAACCCUUUUCACCGUCCUGCAUCGACCUUACGAACGAGGCCUACAAUUCCUGCACGCGCCGAGGCUUGCCAUCCUCGUGUUACAGAACACAUCACACAUCACACCAAUAUCCAGAGCCUCUUUUCCCUUCCCCUCUUCUUUCCUCGUUAUCCUGACCUUCUUUCGACAUGGAUCUCCUAGCCACAGUUCGCAAGGAAGGUUCUCGGGGUGGCCGUGGCGAUUUCCAAUGGUCUGACGUUCAAACCUCGUCCCACCGCGAAAAUUACCUGGGUCAUUCCCUUAUGGCCCCAGUCGGCCGCUGGCAAAAAGGUCGCGAUUUGAACUGGUAUGCAAAGGGCGAUAGGGACAAUAAAGUCGAUGGAGAAUCUCAGGAAGAUCCUGCGGCGAGGGCUGCUCGUGAGAGAAAGGAAGAGAUUCGAAAAGUUAAAGAAGUAGAGGAAGAUGCACUAGCCAGAGCACUCGGUCUGCCGGUCCCAGAACGAAAUAAUCCCAAUAUGGAACAACUAGGGACUCAACGAGAAGUAGGGAAAUUGUUGAAGGAGGCUGCAGACGGACAAGACCCUGUCCCUUCGAGGGGUGUGGGAUAUGGUCACGCUUCUACUGCGUCUGGAGCAGGUCCGGUGACUGAUCGAAUUCAGGGUACUGAUAACCCACAAGAUGAUAAGGAGCUGCAGUAUGCACUGAAAGAGUACAAGCGGAGACACAGAGAUGACAGACGUUCAAGUCGAAGCGCAAGUCGAGAACGCCACCGACAUCGAGACCAUGGCCGAGAUCGUGAACACAGAAGACGACCCCGGGACGAUGAGCGGCACGAGGAUAGCCAUAGGAGGAGACCACACAGAGAUCACCGACACAGAGCAUCACCGGACGGCCGAGAAAGACGCAAGCACCGUUCAACAUCUCCAGCCCCGGAUCGACGUGAUUCUUAUAGGGCGCGGGAUGGUCGAAGGAGCAGAUCACCCCAUUCCCGUCGCAGCCAUCACAAGGACCGUCACUAAAGCAGAAGGCGAUACAGUGAGAGAUCCACAGAUUUCGCAUGAUUGAAUUCUUUAUGUCUCAAACUGUAGGUCAAGAUUACUGUCAAAUAAUUCGCUGUCAACAUCCUUGACGUCCGAGUCCCCAUAGCUCGAUCGACGAGCUGCCGCUCCCGUCUGUUUAUUGAUAUCCGCAGAUAAGCUCGUCUCGACAAAUUCUUCUAGCUCUUCGCUGACCGUCUUGAGCUUUUCCUUGACGCUGUUGAUCCCCUCGACCCCAACAAUGUGUCGCGCAGGUGGGUUUUCGUGCCCACCGAUUGCCGUCAGCGCAUGUACGGUUUCAGCCACGAGCAUUUCGGUAUGCGCUGGACUCAACGGUGGGAUUAAGCUGGUCACUUCGUUCCGGCUCAGUAGGUAAGGUCCACUUUGCCUCUCGGCCUCUGACGAAGGGGAUGUCAUCUCCAAAUCUGGUGGAGGAGGAUACUCAGCCCGGAUGCCUGGUAGUCGGUUUAGUAGGCCGUCAAGGAUUCCGCGGAACAUUGGGGCACUGUGCCCAAACUCCCUCGUGUAUUCCUUCAUUGGAGGAGCCGAUGUAAUUCUGUUGGUCAAGACGCCAAUCUCGACACUGGGUUGGACAAUGGUCAAUUUGACAUUGAACGGUGCGAUCUCAUAAGCGAUGCUAUCACAGAAGCCUUCUAGUGCCCAAUUGGAAGCACAGUACAUACUCAAUCCAGGGGUGCCCAGGUGACCCGUAAUUCCGGUAAGCACAAUGAUAUGACCGUUCAUCUGAGACCUCAUCUGUGGAAUGACGGCUCUGAUGAUGUGCAUGGGACCGAAG